UUCGUGCCGAGGUUUGACCAGGGUUGUCAUCAUGCACAUGAAGAGACAUGGGCCGUAUACUUAACCAGGCUGCAUAUGCGCCGGGUUCGCGAGCGGGGUGUGAAUGGAGGAUCAGAGAGGCGGUCUUUUUCGUAUUCGCUGUUCUCUCGUCAUCUUCUCACUUUUCCUCGUCAAAGAGCUGGAUUCUCUCUUCUUGACGCCUACCCAUCAUGCUCGACCUGAUCCGCCCAUGGCUCACGCCCGCCUAUGCGCUCCCAGGCCUGGUGGUCUUCUGGUUCGUCUGGAAGAUGCUCUCCCAGGCCUACACCACCUUUCGCGUCAGCAGCCUGGGUGCGCGUGCCCCAGUGCGAACUACGUACCUCCCUUAUGGUAUCGAUAUGCUCUACUCGCUUCUGAGCCGCGUGCUCCGGGACGAGGCGCACGAGUUCUGGUUUGAUACCAUGAAGAAGUAUGGCAGAGGAGGUUACACCGUUGAGGCGGGGACUGGCGAGCGGGUUAUCCUGACGGCGGAGCCGGAGAACAUCAAGGCGGUGUUGGCGACGCAGUUCAAGGAGUAUGGCAAGGGAGAGCAGUUUCACAAGGACUGGUUCGACUUCCUGGGCAACGGCAUCUUCGCGGUCGAUGGCACCCUCUGGCACAAUUCCAGGCAGCUGAUCCGGCCGCAAUUCGUGAAGGACCGUCUCAGCGAUUUGGAGAUCUUUGAAGAGCACGUUCAGGUGCUGAUGAGGAAAUUGGAGGGAACCGAAGUCGACAUGUUGGAUAUGUUCUUCAGGUACACUCUGGAUGCCGCAACUCACUUUUUACUGGGCGAGAGUGUGGAUAGCUUGAAUCACCCGCAGACCGCAUUUGCUGAUGCUUUCUUCAAUGUUCAGCGCGUGCAGAGCAUCAUUGCCAGAGUUGGCCCCCUCAACUGGCUUGUGCCGCGGAAGCGGAUGGGCUUCUACGACUCUCUGAAAGUUCUCAACGAUUUCGUCAAUGUCUACGUGGACAAGACUCUGUCCCUUUCUCCAGCCGAACUCGAGAAGAAGACGAGUCACGACGAAGGCUACACAUUCCUCCACGCCAUCGCAGGCUUCACCCGUGACCGCAGCCUCCUUCGCGACCAACUCGUCUCCAUUCUUCUCGCCGGCCGCGACACCACCGCCUGCACCCUUUCCUGGGUCAUCUACCACCUCUCCGUGGAACCCGCCAUUACUGCCAAACUACGCGCCGAGAUCAUCCAGACCGUCGGUCUCCAACGCACUCCCACUUACGACGACCUCAAGAACAUGAAGUACCUCCAGCACAUCUUGAACGAGAUCCUCCGCCUCUAUCCCGUCGUCCCCUUCAACGUCCGCUGUGCUCUCAAAGACACCACUCUUCCCGUCGGCGGCGGUCCCGACGGCUCCCAGCCCGUUGGAAUCCCCAAGGGCACGGUAAUCGGGUACUCGACACUCGUGAUGCAGCGCCGUCCCGAUCUAUAUCCGCCCCCUGAGUCAGGCUUCCCCGACAUCAACAAGUUUGUGCCCGAGCGCUGGGACGACUGGACCCCCAAGUCCUGGACGUACAUCCCGUUCAACGGCGGGCCCCGCAUUUGCAUCGGGCAGCAGUUUGCUCUUACUGAGAUGGGAUAUACGGUGGUGAGGCUGUUGCAGAGGUUUGAGAAGAUUGAGAAUAGGAUGAAUGGUGUGGAUCCCGGAUUGCAUUGUGAUAUUGUGUUGCAGCCCGCGAAACCGGUCAUGGUGGCUUUCAAGUAGACGUUGUGAUGCAGGGACGGGCUUUUGGGCUGGCAAAAUUUCGACGUGUGCGCAUCGGAGGGAAAUCGAAGCGGAUGGGCGUUGUGUUGGUUCUGGUUGACUUUGAUAGCGAGAGAGCUACCAUUUAGCAUGAUUGCUGAUAAGCAGUUCUGACAAACAGUAACUU
Molecule: messenger RNA, 1902 nt
Organism: Westerdykella ornata
Lineage: Eukaryota; Fungi; Ascomycota; Dothideomycetes; Pleosporales; Sporormiaceae
Product: cytochrome P450
Exons: 4
Coding region: 210-1736 (508 amino acids)
Molecular function (GO): monooxygenase activity; heme binding; iron ion binding
Source: RefSeq, a predicted model, not a curated record